GGAUCUUCUGGCUUGUUUCUCCUCUAGGUAAGUCCCCGAAAAUUCUUAGAAUCUGGAGAGUACAGGAGGGACUGGAGCCUUCCUUAUAUACAAGGAAAUUCCGGUUUUGUUAAGAACUUGACCAAAGGUUUGGUAGUGCAAACCCUUAAGAACAAAUCCACAAUUUCCUUUCAGGUCCUGCCUCUCUGAAGAAUUGUGGCUGUAUGCCAGCAUGUUUAAUAGGAAGCUCCUUCCUUUAUGACAUCACCAGAGAGGUAGCUAAGGGGACUUUACUCGAGCCACUCUUAGAACCGCAGCCACUUUUAGGGGAGCCCAAGAACAGCAGCUUUUAAAACUGAGGGUGAAUAGACUUCGUUAGGAUCCCAAAUACAAGCCAACUAGUGAAGCAUGGCAUCCACCCACAAGGGUGCAGUCUUUCAGAUGGUCAAGACAAAUAAACUUGGGUCCAAGGUGGAGGUUUCAACACAUAAAGGGGCUGAGGUCCACAGCAGCAGUCCUCAGCGGGUGCAAGGCUACCCUCCUACCCACAGCCAGCGAAGCACUGCCAUCUCCUCGAGCCCUCCGCCCCAUCGAAGACCAGAAGCUGCACAUCCCAUCCCUCCCAAGGCGGCCCCAAGCUAUCCUCGCUCUUUCUCCCCAGAGGCAGGCCCUGGUUACUCUUCAGCCCACAUUUCUCGGGGAACCGAGUCCCGGCCCAGAACAGAUGCAUUCCGCCAUUACUCUCCUCAUCGAAAGACCCAGCAAGUUCAGACAGCAACAUCCCACACUGUAAGCACCCAUCGGAAUGUGAGCCCACCCAGAGAGGAUGCAGCACGGAGAGGCAGUGAGAACAAGCCCAUGCGCGAUAUCACCCAGCGGAGCUCAUUAACCCCAGAUGUCAAGUCCUCUCGCCGACUGAGCUUCUUAGAUCAGAAGGAUAACUUUCGUACUCAUAACUUCCAAGAAGAGGAUCCACCUUCCAAGGUACAGAACCCACAAGGCGUUCGAGUGCCUCGUAGAGUUUCGAUUCAACCAAAGGAUGAAGCAGUACAGACCGACCCCAUCCAAAGGACUACCAAGAGUCCCUCCAGGCUAGACCAUGGCAGCAGCCGCCUUACUACUGAACGUUGGGCCACCCUGAAAAAAACUCUUGUCCGGGAGCCGGAAAUGGAUCUUUACAGUUCAGUUCUUUCAGCAACCAAGUCCUUGCAUAAGAACAUAAACUUGGAUUCGUCCCUCAAACUCUCUGUCCUUAGAAAUGUGGAUGGCAGACAGGGAGUUCCCUCAUGUGCUGAGCCGGAGUCUCUCUGCAAGCACUCUGUCUACACUGAAAUCAAGCCCUCAAAACUCUCAACGAUAUCACAGGUGGAGUCCAAUAUGAAGUCUCCAAUCCAAGAAGACACUGACGUUAGUGUCAAGGUUCCCAUUUCCCCAGGACAAUCAGUACCAGCAACUCACUAUGCGAAAGCUCGAUCAAUGUCUGAAAGCUUACCCAGACCUCCUCUGUUUGCCACUGCAGAGCCUUCACAGGGACUCACAGAAAUGAACCACAUGUCCCCAGGACCCACAGCCAGGUAUCAAGAACCAUCCCAAAAGUCUCCCCAUAGUGCAGAACUGGAACUGACUCCUCGGCCUUUACCCCCUCGAUCCUUACCCAGAUAUGGGCCCGAGUCCUCAUGGUGGGCCUUACUGAAUCCUGAAGUUGAAACGUCUCAAAGCCGACCGAUAACACCUGAUUUUGAGCCCAAGACCUCUCCUCCCCUAGACCCGUUCAUGUCCCUUUUGGAAAUGGACUCAAGCCCUUUAUGUGAGGAUCUGAUGUUCCAGAGAGAAAAGGCAAGCCCAUCACUGCCAUUACCAAAGGAGCCUCCAGACCAGACACCCAUGAAGGAAGUGCCAAAGACCCCCAAGCACACCUGGAAACAACCAAUUCAAAGAUGUUUCUGAGGAAAUGUGCAACCGUGUCAUCUGGUGGCUGAAAGGUCUG
Messenger RNA from Ochotona princeps (American pika), 1966 nucleotides. Its product is annotated as serine/arginine repetitive matrix protein 1-like. The transcript is spliced from 2 exons. Lineage: Eukaryota; Metazoa; Chordata; Mammalia; Lagomorpha; Ochotonidae. Bases 388 to 1926 code for a protein of 512 amino acids. The record is from RefSeq and is a predicted model, not a curated record.